Molecule: messenger RNA, 1075 nt
Organism: Python bivittatus (Burmese python)
Lineage: Eukaryota; Metazoa; Chordata; Lepidosauria; Squamata; Pythonidae
Source: RefSeq, a predicted model, not a curated record
CUCUCUCCUUUGUCGCUGGUGACGUGGCGCUCCGGGCGUUGCUGUUUUGUGGUGCUGAGCUUAGUCCAGCCGGGGCGGCGCUUGCGUGCGGGGCCGAGGCCUUUCGCGGAAAAACCGAAGCUAUGCGAGCUGAUGCAAAAAGGCUCUGGAAGCACAUGGAAAAAAAUGAAGUAGACAAUAUAUUUGAGCGUAUGCAGAAGGCCCUGUUGUCUUUGAAGCAGAAGAUCAAGGAUGGAACUGCAACAAGUGAAGAAUGCAAUCAAGCUUUGGCACUUGUGAAUCACUUGGGUAUGGCUGACCUUUUACCUCUGGCACAUGAAGAUACGCAGAUAUGCAAUCUGGAUUUACCUCUGUCUGCUCCCAGUGAAAUUACAGAAGAUGCUAGAGAUGACUUUUCUUUACUGGAGAUUAAUGAGGGAAUGUAUUUAAGGAGCGAAGGAGAAUCUGCAGAGACAUCUUCCAAGUUCUCCUACCAGGACCAUGUCUGUUCUAAGGAAUGUCUUUCCAAAUGCCCAUGGAAUUCAUACAAAGGGGAAAGCCCCCUGAAGCUGCCGCUUCUCUGUCACUUCCAGAGGUGGCAUGGCAAAGCAGACUCUGGCUCAAAAUCACAUGAUGUGAUAUACAAAGCUCCCUGUGGAAGGAGCCUGAGAAAUUUCAAAGACGUUCAGGAUUACUUAUUUCAAACAGAAUGCAGCUUUUUAUUUUUAGACCACUUUUCUUUCAAUACCUACGUGCAGGUGUUCCGAAGCAGUCCUAGUUCUCAGGCGUUUGUCUCUGAUUCUGAUAUCAGCCAAGGGGCAGAGACUGUACCAGUGUCAUUCUGUAAUGAUAUCAACCAUGAUCGACUGCCUUACUUUAAAUACCGGAAGACCUCUUGGCCCCAUGGAUACUUCUUGAACAACUUCUCCAGCAGUUUUCUGGACUCUUGCAGCUGCACCGAUGGCUGCAUCGACAGGACAAAAUGUGCGUGCUUGCGUCUUACUGAAAGGACCUUCCUGAAAACUUGUGUGCCUUCAGAAAGAGGACCAUCUCGUGGUUAUAAUUAUAAAAGGCUGGAGGAACCUAUUUCCAGUGG